AUGGAUAGACAGUUGUGGGAGUUGGUAAACAACUUCUUCCUCAAAGCAUCGCUGCUGGUGUGCCAGUCGAGACAUUACAAGGGCCGUCCAGCAUCGGAAAACACCACAAACACAAACAAUUGGUUCAACAUCGAAACGCUAGGAAAUGCAGAACUGGAACGCGAAAUGGGGCCCUGGACGUCGUUUGACGGGUCCAGGCCCGUGCCACCGUUGGUGAUAGAGACGUAUCUAGAUUUAACGCAUCUGAGCGCGUCGCAAUCAAUCAUUUUGAGGGACCAGGACGGCAACCCUUGGAACGUGUGCAAGGGCACCAAAAAAUCGGAAAUCAUGCUGGAACGGUGGCUCAUACAGCUUGAAAGCAAUCCAGACGCUGCUAACGCCACUCGUGGCGCGGGCCUCGAGCCCUACACCGAUAUCCAGGAGAUCUACCGGCAGCUGAUCUUGUUGUUUCGAUACCUGUACACUUUAGUGGGCCUACUGCCGGCAAACGACCUGAAUAUCCGACUUUUUAAGCCCGUCACCACGUCAGGGAUGACAUCCCCCGUGCACGUCGGCUCGCGAAUUCUAGAUGGCACCAAACCUAUUGUUUCAAAGGGUAGAAUAGGGCUUAGCAAGCCUCUCAUUGCCACCUAUUCCAACGUCAUCAACGAAACUAAUCUGCCUGCACAUUUGGAGCAGCGCAAAAUUACACCCAUUUUAACCAAAUACGGCUCAUUGAGAAUUUCUGUGUCGUACAGGCGCGAUACAGACUUUCAAGUUAACGACAACGAAGAAUACUAUGCAAAUGAAUUUGGGAAUGCAGGUUCGGUUCCACGUCCAGUGCGUGCCUCUGUGCCUGCGGCUACCAAUUCUUCGCUAAGGAGAGUCUCGAUGAGCAGCCAGCGGUCAAUGUCCGUUUCGCCUAAUACUAAUAUAAGUCCUAACCUGUUGGACCAUUCACCACAAAAGCGAAUGACAGCACCCACGCGUCAAUUCCAGCCGUUUAAAGUGGGCUCAAUCGGUAGCGGCUCCAUUCCACAAGUGAUUCAGGGUAAUAAUAUCAGUAGAAACCCCUCUGGCACCUCCGUCGUGGCCGCACUGAGGGCUCAAAGAUCUAGCAACGGCUCCAUCACAACGGCUUCAAAUCCAUUACACGAAUCGCAUUUAGAGCCUUCAAGCAUAGGAAGUGGCAGCCUUUCCAAAUAUUCCUCCUCUUUCGGUCGUUUACGCCGUCACUCCAGUGUAAGAAGGUCUGACAGCGUAGAAAGAACACAAAAGCCUGUUAAAUUGAACGAUUCACCAUCUGGAGAUCUGUUAGAGUUCAUGAAACUCUUGGACGAACGAAAGGAGCUGAAAACCAAAAACAACGACAAGACUACCAAAGUUGAUAUGACAAGUUCACUCCUGAAAUUUCAAGGCAUGAGAAAUACAAAUAAUAACCUGAGCACUGACCUCUCGAUGUCAAUGUCAUUGGAACGGCCGCCGGUCGGCCGACAGAGAACUAGAUCAAGAUCUAACUCACAUUCGCCAAAUUCAUCAUUUUCACCAUCCAUACAAUAUUCUUCUAUUCCGAUGAGGCUGUCUCAAAGCCGCUCCAACUCGUAUAGGAAAGACCUUCUCGAUGAAUACUCUAGUGGGAGAGGCUCUACGGAUAAGCCGAGAUCACUGAUUAGUAACCUCAACGAGAGCUUGAGCGAUGCCCAUAAAUCAUCAAUCCGCGACAGUGCUAUUGAGGACGAAGAUGAGGAAGACGAUCUAUUGAUCGGGCGGUCCACUUACAACCAUCAACUACCCUCUGGUAGGAAUCGCUCAACAUCCCCUGGCUCGAUGCGCAGCGUUUCAAGCUCUUACAGCAGGAAUCAGCUGCCGUUCAAAUCUGUGGUAAAUUUUUCCGGUCCCACAACCAUGGCUACACCAGCACAUGCAAAGUUGCACAAAGCCAUUGUUGCAACAUCCCCGGAAUCUCAUGGCACCGAUGUUGAGCCCAAAAAAGAUGACGAAUUGAACCACGCAGACGAAGAUGACGAACUGCUAUUCUUUAUGAGUGACAUGAACCUUUCAAAGUGA
This is a messenger RNA of Lachancea meyersii CBS 8951, 2046 nucleotides long. The record is from the annotation of a GenBank genome assembly. NCBI's taxonomy places the organism in Eukaryota, Fungi, Ascomycota, Saccharomycetes, Saccharomycetales, Saccharomycetaceae.